This is a messenger RNA of Closterium sp. Naga37s-1, 1098 nucleotides long. The record is from the annotation of a GenBank genome assembly. NCBI's taxonomy places the organism in Eukaryota, Viridiplantae, Streptophyta, Zygnematophyceae, Desmidiales, Closteriaceae.
AUGCCAGGACUUUAUCCAGCGCCAGUGCCUUUGUGCAUCUGCACUGGACUUUCAUCCUUAUCCAACACCUCCCUCACAAUCUUCCCCACCCUUCUCAUUCACCUCUCCCACGCAAUCUACCAUGCCCCACCCCAAUGCCCCAACCCCAUCCCCAUGCCCCAACCCCAUCCCCCACCCCCAUCCACCACUCCCAUGCCCCAUCCCCAUGCCCCACCCCCAUGCGUCUUUCCUCCCCGUCCCUCCCUGCAAACGCCAUCCCACCAGGUGCACCUCCCCCGCCUCCCCAUCUCCCCUCCCAGCCCACCCCCCACCGUCUUCCUGCUCCACUGCCCCCACCCCUCCCACCCCUCUGCACCCCUCCCCUCCUCCGCAUACCACUCCCGCUCCUCACCGCACCUCCCACCAUCAGCAUCUCCUUCCCCGGGCUGCCCCUCUACUCCAUCCGACCCACCUUUCCCCUCCGCCCCAUCCCCCCCUUCCGCCCCCUCCAUCUCCUCCCCCUCCUACGCCUACUUGGGUGACUUCCGUGCCCUGGGGGAGGCCUUCCGCCAUCACAACCUGCACCUCUCCCUCUCCCUCCUCCGCGUCUCCUCCGCCCCUCCCCCUGGUGAGGCAGGGACGCAUCUACCAUCCAGUGAGUCUCAUGGAGAGAGGUGUAUCUGGUGGAGGGCGUAUCUGCUGGUGAGCAAUCCUGUCCAGGGAGGCGCUUUGGGUGGAAGGCACAGUGCAGGAUGCCCAGGAGGAGGAGGAUCAGCAGUGGGUCGUACUGGGACUUUGAAUGACCCUGCUGCAGGGGUGAAUGAGGAUGUAAGCGCUGGAGGUGUGGCAUUCUUUGUCAGUUUCAAUGUGCGCCGGCGGGUGGAUGGCAAGAGGGUGCUUCCUGCAGUGUACUCGGAGAAUUACCUUUCACUGCUACCUGGUGAGGAGGUAACUGUACAGGUGGAGUUUGCUCAUGAGCCUUGCUCUGGAUGCGUUGAGGGAAUUUCCUCCAGUGGCUCCAGCUGUUCAAGCGACACGUGUCACAAGGAAGUGAUUGUUGAGGUGAGUGGCUGGAAUGUUUGUACGUCUUCUUGUGAUGUCCCUUUGCUGAAACCUUGA